This is a messenger RNA of Mizuhopecten yessoensis (Yesso scallop), 2156 nucleotides long. RefSeq names its product putative oxidoreductase YteT. NCBI's taxonomy places the organism in Eukaryota, Metazoa, Mollusca, Bivalvia, Pectinida, Pectinidae. The coding region runs from base 130 to 1620 and encodes 496 amino acids. The transcript is spliced from 14 exons. Gene Ontology annotation, molecular function: nucleotide binding. The record is from RefSeq and is a predicted model, not a curated record.
UUUCGUGUGAACAUACUUGUCGGCAGAGAUGCCGUGAACAGUAAUAUUUCAAGAAGUUGAGCGUGACAUCAUCGAUGCUAGGAAUAUACAAUUUAUUGAAGUCACAAUAAAUUUUUGGAAGGGGGUAAAAUGUCAAAAGAUAAAAAAAGCACGGUUUUAACAGCCAUUGUCAUUGGGGCAGGAAUGCGAGGUGCUGUUUAUUCCCAAUAUGCACAAAUGUAUCCAGACAGGCUGAAGAUUGUUGGAGUAGCAGAUCCUAGAGAGUAUUACCGCAGGAAGCUUCAGCAACAGUUCAGUAUCCAGGAGGACAACUGUUUUUCAGAUUGGAGUGAGGCAAGUCAGAGAGACAGGAUGUCGGAUUGUGUUAUCAUUACUACACCAGAUCGUCUUCACAAGGAUCCUGCUGUUGCUUUUGCAAAGAAAGGCUACAACAUACUUCUGGAGAAACCGAUGGCGGUGAAUGAAGAGGAUUGUCGUGAAAUUGUCAAGACUUGUACGGAAAACAGUGUGACGUUGGCGGUGUGUCAUGUGUUGCGAUAUACACCGUGGGCAAACAAACUCAGGGAACUCAUCGACAGUGGCGUCAUCGGGGAGGUGGUUAAUAUCAACCACACUGAACCUGUUGGUUACUGGCACUUCGCACAUUCCUAUGUUCGUGGUAAUUGGCAUAAUGAGGCCAAAAGUUCCAAUUCAUUGUUAGCGAAAUGUUGCCAUGACGUCGACCUGAUAAACUUCUGGAUGGCAGACAGGCGUUGUACAAAUGUAUCCUCAUUUGGACAUUUAAGCCACUUCAAUAAGGAGAACAAGGUAGGGUUUUGGCAUUUUGCUCACUCGUUUGUGCGGGGAAACUGGAAAAGGGAAGACCAGAGUUCAUGUUCACUCUUACAAAAGUGUUGUCACGAUGUGGAUCUAAUUAAUUAUUGGAUGCCGGGGAAGAAAUGUCGCAGGGUCUCAUCUUUUGGGUAUCUCAGUCACUUCACUAUAGCAGAUAAGCCCCGAGGAGCGGCCAGCCGUUGUAUGGAAUGUCCAGCUAGUAUAGAAUCCCAGUGUCCUUACUCGGCUAAAAAGAUCUACCUUGACCAGAUUAAAAUGGGACACAAUGGUUUCCCGGUUUGCGUGAUAGCAGAAGAGCCGUCGGUAGAGAGUGUGACAACGGCACUUAAGACAGGUCCAUACGGCGUGUGUGUCUACGACAACGACAACGACGUCAUGUCUAAUCAGGUGGUGAACAUGCAGUUUGAGGGCGGAGCUACAGCCACUCUAACCAUGAUGGCCUUCACUAAGUCUGUCUGUACGAGAGAGGUCAAGGUCUACGGUACUAAGGGACAGCUGUCCUGUACUGCGACUGGCAGUCCUGUAAUCCAGCACUUUGACUUCCUAACUGGACAAAGCCAUGAGUAUCCAGCUGAACCUACAAGGGUCAGAGGGAUGUCGGGACAUGGUGGCGCAGAUUUCCAUUGUAUACAUUCCUUUAUCAGUAGUGUGGCGAAUGAUAACAAGGAAAACAUCAUGACUGGUCCGGAGGAGAGCUUAGCUGGUCAUGUACUGGUGUUUGCUGCUGAAAAGGCAAGAAAGGAGAAUCGCGUUGUCACGUUACAAGCAGACGGCACUUACAACUAACUAGAUUUCCUUGUAUAGAUACCUGUGUAAUAGAAAGGAACAAUAUAAAUGAUAAAAGUCUCUGCUUGGGAUUGAAUCAGUGAUACAAGACUUUCUAGUCGGAUGUCCUACCAAUGAGCUAAAGGAACUUCCCUGUAGCUGAAGCUAGUAAGACAUAGUUGACUGUUAUAUACAAUGUGUCAUUCAUACGGUACCGAUUCAUGUUAAAACAUUCCCUAUAAUUCAAAAUAUUUGACACAUAAAGCUGUCAUGAUGGAGAUGUGUGUUUAAUCAGAAUAGAAAGAUACUGAACAUUGAGCGUUUUUAUGCAGAAACGGGUAGAUUAUUUCAUGGUAAACGGUAGAAUAUCAAAUUAGACAAAAUAUCAAAAUAUUCAGGUGUCAGAUUGGACAGAUUUCAUCGAAGCUACACCAAGAAUGUAUAAUUUUCAUUUUAAAGUAUACACAUUCAUUUCUGUAUUAAUUCUAUAAUAAUAAUAUGUGCUAUUGUACUAUUUACGAAGUGCCAAGUGAGCUUAUGCCGUGGCGCGGCGUCCG